AUGAGCUUCCAGCAACUAGAGGAUUGGGUGGCAGCAGAGUGCGGGGAGGAGCACAGGAGGCGGGCGAAAGUCCUCUGGAAGUGGCUGUAUCGAGAUGCACACUGGGCUGAGAGCACUGAUGACAUGGCAGGGGUCAGUCGUUCGUUCCUCUCCCUCCUCGCCUCCUCGGGUGCUCGCUUCUCCUCCCUGCGCCUACACUCCGUUCGAACGGCAGCUGACGGCACAAAGAAGGUGCUCUUUGAGCUGAGUCGUGAUGCUGACCUGCCUCCUUCUGACCGUCCCCGGCGACUAGGCGUGGUUGAGACGGUGUUGAUUCCCCACCGGCCGGGGAGGGGAGGAGGAGAGGGUGGGGUGGAGGAAGAGGAAGAGGAGGGGAGUGGUAGUGAGGAGGAGGCAGAGGGGGGUGGUAUGAGCAGGACUGAUGGCACUGAGGCUAGCGGGAGCAGCAGGGGCAGCAGAAGCAGCAGUAGCAGCAGGAGAAGGAGUAAAGGGGGCCGGAACACUGUGUGUGUGUCGACGCAGCUGGGCUGUGCCAUGGGGUGCCAGUUCUGCUUCACAGCCAAGAUGGGCCAACAGCGCAAUCUAACAGCAGGGGAGAUCGUGGAUCAGGUGGUUCAGAUUCGACGUCUCUUCACAGAGGAAGUGGGCCCUGUCACGAACCUCGUCUUCAUGGGUAUGGGCGAGCCCCUACACAACCUCCCUGCCGUCUUAACAGCAUGUAACACCCUUCUGGAUCCUUUAGGCGCCCACUGCUCACCAGCUCGCACCACCGUUUCCACGUGUGGGCUGGUUCCUGAGAUGCACGAGUUCUGCUCGCACUCAGACGCCAGCCUCGCUCUCAGCCUGCACGCCACCACUGACGAGGUGCGCAGCAGCAUCAUGCCAAUCAACAAGAAGCACAACCUCAGCAGCCUAUUCGCCUGCCUGAGUGAACUCUUUCCAUCCCCAGCGGGCCAGACGGCAGGGAGAGCGGAAGGGGGAGGUGAUAUGAGGGACGGCUGCAACGGGGAGGAGGGGAUGCGAUUGCCGCAGCAGUCUAGCAAGCGCCAUGUGUUCAUUGAAUACCUGAUGCUGGAUGGGGUCAACGACAGUUUGGAGGAUGCACGUCGGCUGGUAACCCUAACAGCUGGCAUCGCCUGCAAAAUCAACCUGAUAGUCUUCAACCCGCACCCAGGAACUGCACUGCAGCCAUCCCCACUCCCCCGCGUGCUAGCCUUCCAGCAUGAGCUCGUGCAAGGGGGCAGAAAAGCGUAUCUGCGGCACAGCCGGGGGGACGAUGAGAUGGCAGCGUGUGGGCAGCUGGGACAGGUGCCGAGACUAACCGAGGACAGAGCAGCAGCUGUGGCAUGGAGUCGUUAG
Messenger RNA from Closterium sp. Naga37s-1, 1359 nucleotides. Lineage: Eukaryota; Viridiplantae; Streptophyta; Zygnematophyceae; Desmidiales; Closteriaceae. The record is from the annotation of a GenBank genome assembly.